AUGGCCUUCGUGGCGGCCGUCAAGGGGUUUUCCAGGCGCGGGACUCCUGAGGACCAGCCCGGCUGUGGCCACACACUGCUGAGACUGAGCGCCUUGUCCCCGCGCGGGCAGGAGCCCGCGGAGCGGCAGGAGCGCCGCACACCAGGAGCCCGAGGAGGCCACUUCUCCAUCACAGGCUUCGACUUCUCUCAAAAUGGAGGCCAGGGGGAGCCUCAGCCUGGGGCCCAGAGCCAUGAGGCACUUGGCCUGAACUCCAAGGCUUCUGGCACUGCUGCCUUGGCCUUGGCCCAACCUUUAUCCCAGAAGAUGCUACAUGAUGACUGUGACUGGGGCUUCCCUGUGGUGAGUGAGGCCCAGGCAGCCAUCUGCCCCCAGGUAACAACACCACCUGGCUCCCUCUGGGCCUGUAUCCCAAUUCUCCCUGGUACAAUGAGCUCCCUCAAAAGUUUCCCGCCACCCGGCCUGGCUGAGGGGCCCUGGCCACAGCAGCCAGAUACCGAGGCUGGGUUGGAAGAGAAGGGCUUCGGCAUUGGCACCCUUUACAUGGCUGAAAACUGCCUGUCUUGGUUAGAUGACUCUGGAUUAGGAUUCUUACUGGACUACGCCACCAUUAGUUUACAUGCUGUGUCCAGGGACUGAAAUGCUUAUCCACAAGAAUAUUUAUAUGUUAUGGUGAAUGCUAAAUUUGGAGAAGAAUCAAAAGAACCCAUUGCUGAUGAAGAAGAAGAAGAUGGUGAUGAUAAUGUUGAAGGUAUUGCUGAAUUUAGAUUUGUGACUAGUGAUAAAUCAGCAUUGGAAACGAUGCUCACUGCAGUGGGUGAAUGCCAGGCUUUGCACCCAAAUCCUGAGGAUGAAGACUCAGAUGAUUAUGGUGGAGAAGCGUAUGAUGUGGCUCCAUGAAGGCUCCCAUACCA
Molecule: messenger RNA, 914 nt
Organism: Trichechus manatus latirostris (Florida manatee)
Lineage: Eukaryota; Metazoa; Chordata; Mammalia; Sirenia; Trichechidae
Product: methylosome subunit pICln-like
Exons: 7
Biological process (GO): chloride transport; cell volume homeostasis; mRNA cis splicing, via spliceosome
Cellular component (GO): pICln-Sm protein complex; plasma membrane; spliceosomal complex
Source: RefSeq, a predicted model, not a curated record